AUGCCGUCAAUUAGAGAACAUCAACCUUCUCAUUCGCAUUCUUCAGGCGAUCAUUCGCCAACAAAGAGUGAUAAGUCGUUAUUAGCUGAUAAAGACCGUAACAUACGUGGUAAAAGUAGUCCAAGCAUUAUCACGAGAGUUCCGAGAGUAGGCGUGACAAAUUUUAUAAAUGUGAUAAAAAGUUUACAUCAAGAUGAAUCAAUAAAUUACUUUCCUGUAACAAAGGAAACUUUACAGGAAUAUAUCGAUUCGGAAAGAAAGGACCUCAUAAAAGCCGGGUCGCUUGAUCAAUAUUUACAACAUAUUCAAGCUUAUAAUAACAUUGCCCUUGGCUUUGGUUGGGACGAACAAGUAUUUUGUCCAAUCAUCAAAAAAGCUUUAGACGAAUUAAGAAAUUAUGAAGAUGAGACUUCUUCAAUGAUCGAAAGUAUCUCAAGCCAACCACAACCUACUUUAGUAAAUUCUGCAAUUUCGCAACAAUCGAAUAAUUUUUCAAAUUAUUUGAUUCCUAAUUUUUAUUCAAUACCAGAUGAUGUUGAAAUGGAAGAUUUAUUUACAAUUGAUAAAGCUUCAUUUUUGAAUCAUCUUUGUGGUAUAAUUAAUCCACAACCAAUUUCAAGUUAUCAGACGCCUCUCAUUUCUUUGCCUGUCUAUUUGAUUAAUCAUCAAGAAAUUGUUUAUUAUGAUAAUAGAGGUAAUACCUUUUCUUUUGAGCCUAUAGAAGGCCUUCAAGUGGCGAGGAUUGUGUUCAUGCUUCGAUUAUGGAAGAAUCAAGCACUAUGA
Molecule: messenger RNA, 783 nt
Organism: Funneliformis caledonium
Lineage: Eukaryota; Fungi; Glomeromycota; Glomeromycetes; Glomerales; Glomeraceae
Source: the annotation of a GenBank genome assembly